This is a messenger RNA of Solea senegalensis (Senegalese sole), 552 nucleotides long. It is a transcript of the gene dnajc19, whose product is annotated as DnaJ (Hsp40) homolog, subfamily C, member 19. Gene Ontology annotation, cellular component: PAM complex, Tim23 associated import motor. The record is from RefSeq and is a predicted model, not a curated record. Gene Ontology annotation, biological process: protein import into mitochondrial matrix. Gene Ontology annotation, molecular function: ATPase activator activity. The transcript is spliced from 6 exons. NCBI's taxonomy places the organism in Eukaryota, Metazoa, Chordata, Actinopteri, Pleuronectiformes, Soleidae. Bases 114 to 467 code for a protein of 117 amino acids.
CAAUUUCCGGCAUAAACACACGGACGUCCCGGCAGGAACGACAGGAGCAUCAUGAGAGGUCAAAAGUUAUGAUCCCAAUCUUCUGUAUCGAACACGGUACAUAACGUACAGUCAUGGCCAGUUCCAUGGUGGCCGUGGGACUGGCUCUGGCAGCAGCCGGAUUUGCAGGUCGCUAUGCCAUGCAGGCCAUGAGGCAGAUAGAGCCCCAGAUGAAACAAGCUUUCCAGAGCUUCCCCAAGACGACUUUUGGAGGCUACUACAAAGGUGGGUUUGACCCAAAGAUGACCAAGAGAGAAGCAGCUCUUGUUUUAGGAGUCAGCCCCACAGCCAACAGAAACAAAAUCAGAGAAGCUCAUAGAAAACUGAUGAUCUUAAACCAUCCAGACAGAGGUGGAUCUCCUUACCUUGCAGCGAAGAUAAACGAGGCUAAGGAUCUGAUGGACGGCCAAACAAAAAAACAGUCUUGAAGAUGCUGGUGACAUAAACUGAGCAAAUAACACCUUUUUAUAAACUGAUUGUUUGCCAAUAAAGUCGUACUGUACAAAUUCUUAA